AUGAUCUUCAACUGUUUACUACUUCUUUUUUUACUUCCGAACGCAAAUCCACUUUCUACUACGGAUACAACAAUUCUGACUACAUCUGAUCCGACUAAGCCAACAGAAAUGCCUCUGGUAGAUUGCUAUUCUGAGAUUAAAGGUCAAUUCAUUGGUAAGGCUUUCAAUGAUCCCGUUACUACUGUACACUGCUCUGAAUCAGUGUAUUGUCAGAAAAUGACAGCCAAUUAUUUGUCAAUAAAUGGAGAGACACACGUGACCAUGAAAGGUUGUGACGAGAUGAGCAUUCCGGGAAUUUUUGAGGGAAUCGAAUGUAAUUAUGAGGGAUGUUUCGAACAAACGAUUAAAGAAGAAUUGUAUAACAUAUGCUGUUGUAGAGGAGAAUUAUGCAAUGAUAGCAAAGAAUGGAAUACGUCUUUACACUUAAUUAUAUCAUUUAUAAUAUAUUAUUUAAUUAUUUAA
Messenger RNA from Auanema sp. JU1783, 462 nucleotides. The record is from the annotation of a GenBank genome assembly. Lineage: Eukaryota; Metazoa; Nematoda; Chromadorea; Rhabditida; Rhabditidae.